GCCCCCCAUUAGCGAAGGCCCCCCAUUAAUGAAGGCCCCCCCCAUUAGCGAAGGCCUCCCCAUUAGCGAAGGCUUCCCCAUUAGCGAAGGCCCCCCAUUAGCGAAGGCCCCAAUCCCUCCAGAAGCCCAAGUCCCUCCAGAAGCCCAAGUCCCUUCAGAAGCCCAAGUCCCUCCAGAAGCCCAAGUCCCUCCAGAAGCCUAA
Messenger RNA from Racocetra fulgida, 202 nucleotides. Lineage: Eukaryota; Fungi; Glomeromycota; Glomeromycetes; Diversisporales; Gigasporaceae. The record is from the annotation of a GenBank genome assembly.